Messenger RNA from Oreochromis niloticus (Nile tilapia), 5247 nucleotides. It is a transcript of the gene tnfsf12, whose product is annotated as TNF superfamily member 12. Gene Ontology annotation, biological process: immune response. Gene Ontology annotation, cellular component: membrane. The transcript is spliced from 6 exons. Gene Ontology annotation, molecular function: receptor ligand activity; tumor necrosis factor receptor binding. NCBI's taxonomy places the organism in Eukaryota, Metazoa, Chordata, Actinopteri, Cichliformes, Cichlidae. Bases 509 to 1330 code for a protein of 273 amino acids. The record is from RefSeq and is a predicted model, not a curated record.
UUGGAGUUGAUGAAAGUGAUUUGACAAGCAGCGGAAGCUCCGGUGCGCCUCGCGUAAAGCUUUCCGUGCGCUCCCCUCGUCGAUUUUCACGGCGGCUGUCAGCUGGUAUCAAAAAUUCAGGGCGCAAGCAAAGUUCACCUCCAGCAGAGAGUGUGUGCGUCUCUCUCAGCGCGUGUGUACAUUCAUGUGUGCUCGGUCUGUCUGUCUAAUAGACUGACCCCCCAGCACGCCGUUUAAAGGGAAGACAAGAGAGCUGAGUCAACGAAUCACAAGGAGAAGGAUGCAACAGUUGAUGUGCGCCAGUUGCACAGUUUUCUUGUAUUUGGAGACGGCCUGCACACACGGAGGAUGGUGGCUGUGAUUUGAUCAGAUGUUUUUGCUGCUUUGCUUUCAAACUCAUCUGCCAGAUAAAGCUAAAAGUUAAAGAGCAGAUCCUACAGAGCGGUCACAGCCUGUCCUCUUAUUGCCAGACUGGACAUUUGGACUGAAAUGCAUUUGGAGGGACUUCAUGCUCUGCUGGAAUGGAGUUGAAGCGGGGGAUUUCGGAUGGUCUGCGGCGGUGAUUAGCAGCGCAGUCUGCACCAAUAUGCAUCGGAUUCUGCAGAGGAGGCGAGUGCGCAGGCUGCGGGUCGUCUGGGCUUCUCUGGCCCUGGUGGCUCUGUCUCUGGCCGCAUGCAGCGCGCUGUUUACGGCGUGGACUUUGCGACAGACGCGGGACCUGUCUCAGUCCUUCAAGAUCCUGCAGGACCGACUCGAGCAGGUCAACACACAGAGGAAGGCCAUUGUUCAGCUGAUCCUGGAGAAGAGAGAGCUGCUGGUGGGGCAUCGAGUGAAGAGAGAUGAGAGGACGUCGAAAGCAGGGAGGAAUGGAAAUGGAAGGAAAGCGGCGUCUCAUUUUGAGAUAACCAAAGUCUCCUCUCAGCAAGUGGGAGAUGGUGGGGUGAUCAAGGGCUGGGAAGAGAGGACGCUGAAUAUGAGUAAAGCGGUGAGGUACAACAAGGAGCAGGGCACCUUCACCGUGGAGAAAGCAGGCGUCUACUUCCUGUUUUGCCAGGUGUUGUUCAACGAGCAGCAGUCUCAGUACGUGAAGCUGGACGUGGUGACCCUCGGCUCGAGGGUUCAGAAGCUGCAAUGCAUGGAAGGCUACGGGACAACCCCCUCUGCCGGGCCGCACCCUUUCCACUUCCUGAAGCCCUGCCAGGUGUCCGGCCUCCUGCGACUGGACAAAGGCACGGAGCUGCAGGCCAUUACGGGCCCGUCCUUCAGACUCCACAGCGUAGGCAAUCCCUCCGCCUCGCCUCACGUCUUUAGCAUCUUUAAAGUUAACUGAAGCACACUGUGGAAACUUUUUGUUUUUGUUUGUUUUUUUUAACGAGUAAACAGACUCAUCAGAGAACUAACUUGUUUUUGUGCGGACAAGAUUGUUUUCUAAAUGGUGAAACUGUCAUAAGCGGUCGAGGCAUCGCUUAAUGCUACGGCUUCUUCCCAAAGACGUUAAUUUGAAAGACAAACCCUGACAUUUGGGGAAGCUGUUGUGGAUUUUUUUUUUUUUCCUCUGGACUGCAGAGCUGUUUUGGAACGCAGAUUUUUGGAAUAAAACCAAGGCCCGCAGUGAAUGUCUGCCGAGGGAACAGAUGUGAUGGGAGCUGUUCUGUAGAUAAAGGGCUUCAUAUAAAAAAGAAGAAGCAGAAGAAAAUUCCUUGGAUGUUCAUCUUAGCCUGUGUAUUACGCUAUAAAUUGUGCUUAAACUCUUUAUAAGACUAUGAGUAAAGCUGUGCAUGCACCUUCCACUUCCACAGCUGAGAACACAUCUGCACAUCUACACGAGUUGUCAUAUAUUUUAUACAAUGCAGCGUCAGUGUGUAUGAAAUCUUACAAAUCAAUUUUUUUCUGUUUAUACUGAUUUUAUAAUAUCAAUGCAAGCAUUUUCUUUAAAUACUUUGGAUAUAUUUUACACACAUUUUACAUUUUAUCAAGGAGGUGGUUUGGGCGGUGUUUUAAAUACCAUGGAUGUGAAUUUGUUAUCUUUUGUAAGGUUAUAAAGAUUGUUUGUAUACUUUGUUGUGCAAGUUAUACCGACCAAGCAUAGAGCUUUAAAUAUAGCUUGUCCUUACUCCCUCUUCUUCACCUGAUUGAUGACCAUUUUUCAAGAAAUAACCUGAUAAAACUGUUAAUUAUUCAGCCAAAAUACAGAUAAAGCUGUAUUAUAAAUGAAGUUAAUAGAUUUUCCUUUUUUUUCAUCACGUUGGCAAAGUAUAGACGCUUAUGUAAGUUAUUCACAAACAACUAACAGAAAGAAAAUCACAAAAAUGAAAUGCACUGCCAUGAAAUUGGUACACGCUUUCAUGCACCCCUGAGCGAAUUCAUAGAAAAACAGCCGUUUCCUGUCAGCCUCAGCUGGAUGUUUUUGUUUUGCACUCAUUGUUGUGGCUGAUGAUGGGUCUUUAAUGGUCGACUGCGCAUGUAGGCACGAUCGGUUCACGUACAUCAAACUCUGUGUUAUCUUAUUUGGCAGAAAUCUAUGCAUUUUCUGUUCUUUACGAUCAUUUGGAAAGCUUUCAUUAAUCCAAUUCUGGGUCACAUCGGUGCUGGAGCCUAUCCCAGUUGCCAUAGGGCGAGAGGUGAGAUAAGUGGCCCCGAAAACACUAACAAAGAAAUUGUAUUUGCGUGACUAAAACCCAAGUUAUCAACAGAUAAUCUUAUUACACUUAGUGAUUUCCUUUAAAUCUGACUGAAACCUCUUAGAAGGAGAUCCAAAUACUUUCAUGCCUGAGAAAUCCUCUGUCAUGGAUAUUCACACCUCUCAAAGGAACCUGCUCAUGUUAGUAAAACAUUUUCUACUUUUAUUGAAGAUGCUGCACCUGAACACGCGGAGCUGCACAAAGUCAUCUCCAAGUUACAAAAUAGAUUAUUAAACCCUUGUGCUAAUCAGCCCUCUUAAUGUGGUAAACAGUGUGCAAUAUUGGCGCUGCUGAUUGCAGACCAGUGACGCCCAACCAGAGAUUCUUGUAUACCAGGAUAUAACUGCAGUUUCAGAGAGGUCACAGAAAGCCAUUUUCUUACCAAGUCUGGCAUUGUAGGAGCGCCGUGAGAGGAGAUGCACACCUUGGACACCUCUCUCCACACAGAAAAGCCCCAGGCACGCUCUGAUAUCCUCGUGUUGGUGUUGUUCCUACAUCAUCAUAAUAACGCUGGCUCAUGAUCAGCAUUGCACCCGACCAGUGACCUUGUCUGUGUUAGUUAACAUUCAGUUAGCAUUAGCCAAGAAGUUAGCUAAGUUAGCAAACCAAGAUAAAUAAACUAAAUUUGGCUAACAGCAAAACCUGAUAAUAUGUUUAUUAUAUAUUAUAAAUGAACAACGAAAACACUUGAAAUGCUGACCAUUUGUUCUAGAAGACAGGUUUAUAUUAACAAAGGUAAGGUUUUACUUUUUUUCUCCAUAUUUUAAAGUUAUGCAAUCACAACAAUGUGAUUGGUCAGUUGCAAUUUUCAUACUGGACUGACAUCAUUAUGAUAAUGCAGUGAGAACACCAACACAGGGAUUUCAGACACACCAGCCUCCUGGCAGAUUCAGACCCAGAGGUUUCUUGUUGUAAGGUAACAGUGCUAACCUCUGCACCACCAUGCAAGUCCUAACUAAUCUAACACAUAAGUUAAAUGCUAAUAGGUUCAAAAAGUUAGCUGGUACUGAAACGAAGAGCCCAUGAAAGUUUAAAUCAAAAGGAAAGAAGCAUCAGGACAAAGUUAAAACAUGAAAGAGCAGCGAUGAGGCUGCUGCUAAGAGCUAAGCUAAAGGACCCACGACAGCAGAAAUAUGAACAAAAGCAACCACAUCUGUUACUUCACAUUUAUCAGUUAUGUAUUUUAACCAGUUAGUAAAUGGUUAAAACAGAUACCUAAAAGUAAGAAAUAGUGAACUGAAAGUUCUGGAUUCACAGUAGAGGGUAAAUACCAAUAGGCUAUAUUAGCUGUGAGUGUUAAAUAGCUAAAAAUAAGUAUAAAUUGAAAAGGAAAUUAAUGUCAUUUAUCCAUUUAUGCAAUGGAUAAAUGACUUCAUCACCCACAGAAUGCUUUCAUAUUGUAGUAUCAGGGUCAGAUUUUAACAAACUGGCCCUAAAAAUGGAGCCUUUAUUGUAUAAAAUUAUUUAUAACAAAGGCAAUCAGUGAAAGGGUUACCAGAGCUCAUCUGGGCACUGUGGGUGUGCAUGGGUCUGACAAAAACGACUGAGAGUCAUUGCUGUAGUCUGUCCUUUUACCCUUUUGUGGCUUCAUUUUUAUUACAGUGAAUUUAUAAAAGCCAGAUAUUAAAUCAGUUGUGUGACACCGAAAGCAGAACUCUGCAGAAACAUGGAAAAGAUCCAACAUCAAUUUUCAAGGGAGUCGUUCCAGGUUAACCUCGAGGGAAAAAAAGAAAAGAAAAAAGAAAGUUCUGGUUAUUUGGUGUCUGACUGCAAAAGAGAGGUGAAUGGUGUCAUACUGAAAGCUACAUUUAAGAGUUUAGUUUAAUUUCUAAAAGCUCAUAGUAUUGGGUUUGUUUUACUUUUAUAUCCUUCUGGAAAUAUAACUCCUUCCAUUCUCUCAUACGCUGCUGGUUUCCGUAAUAUUCCUUGCUACAAUGCAAACAGUGUGUAUUUCUAGCCGUGGGUUUCUGCACUCCCACUCUUGUUUAUAAGUAGUUUUUGUGGAUGGACCACAUUGGUUUCUCCUCAGCACUUUACUGCAGCGAUCGCAGCGUUUUUAAUUGGAACCAAACAUUUAUGUUUUCAAAUGGAAAAAAACGUCCGAUUCUGCAGUGCAGACGAUAUAUCCUGUUUGAUUUCCUCAUCAUUUUCCUCUUUCCUCUUUAUGUCUCAGUCAUCCCCCCUCCACAUCCCUGUGCACCUCAUACUUCCCUGUCAGCACCAAUCAGACUACACACACACACCCACCCACACACACACACCAACAACCCUCUAAAUUUUCACUUCCUGAAUCUGAACCUGAACCACAUAGCUUAAAGUCUUUGAGGAAAAACAUGCCUCGUCCCACCCCCGCCACCACAAACACACACACAACACACACACAUGAACACUUCCCUGCCCCAAUUCCUUUUUCUCUAAAUGUCAAAGUUUAUCGCCAUCUCGGAAAAUUCUGUAAUGUUGUGAAGACGUUCUCUGUAAAAUGAUGAUGUAUGCAUUGUCUAAACAUUGUUAAGUUUCCACACACUUUGUUCACACUUAAAUAAACCUUCCUUACUGUUUUUGAAAA